AUGCAGAGCUCAAGAUCAUUCCUGUUUCAGGUGUGUUUGAGUCUGGUGGUUUCUGUCUGCUCCGGCACAUGUAAACCUCUCCAUAAUGACAUCCAGAGUGACUAUGGGGAGGAAUUCUACUCUCAGCUGUCAGAGCAGGACCUUCUGGAGGAGGAAGACACUGACGCCAGGAUGGCGAACCUCCUGGGAAGCAUGAAGGAGAGCUUUUUAAGGAAACUCAACCUGUCGGAUGUUCCUCAGGAGCAAAGCAAGAUCUACCCUCCUCAGUUCAUGAUGGAGCUCUACAAUAAGUAUGCUUCUGACAGCUCAAUCCCUCAGUCUGAUGUCAUACGAAGCUUCACUGUGCAAGAUAUCACUCUCUCUGUGACAAAUGGCACAAAGUCCAAACACAGGCUGCAGUUCAACAUCAGCAUUCCCAACCACGAAAAGAUCACUACUGCUGAACUACAGCUGUUCUUCACCCCGGAGCCCAGGUCAACGGUCAACUCAAACAGUUUCAGGACCACAGUGAAAGUCUAUGAAGUGGAUUACAACAAUUCCACAUCCACAAACCAACUACUGGUGGGCAAAGAGGUGAAAGGCUCGCAGGGCACAUGGGAGACCUUUGAUGUUACUACAGCCAUUCAGAGCUGGAUCAAGUUUAGCCAUGGAGCAACCGUUUUUGAUGUAGUGGUUGAUAGGAAGGACUGCAAAACUCCUAAAAGUGGAGAGGAAGGAGUACGCUGCAUCAAUAUGAGCACCUCUGUCGGAGAUAACACUUCAGCUGCUUUGAUAGUCUUCUCUGAUGACCUGGGCAGCAGGAGAAGGGAGAAGAAGAAGGAGUUAAGAGAGAUGAUUCUCCAUGAAGAAGAGACCAUCUUUCACUCGGGAGCUGACUGGAACAAAGGAGAUCAACUUUCAAACGAGAUCCCUGAAGCGGAACAUCCACGGAGAAAGAAAAGAAAGGCCGAGAGGCAAUACUGCCAGCGGACCUCGCUCAAGGUCAACUUCAAAGACAUCGGAUGGGACAGCUGGAUUGUUGCGCCUCCAGAAUAUGACGCCUACGAAUGUCGAGGCCUGUGCUACCACCCGCUGACGGACGAAUCGACCCCAUCGAAACACGCCCUCAUCCAGACGCUGAUCAACAUCAGGGAUCCCAAAAAGGCCAACAUGGCUUGCUGCGUCCCAAUCAAACUGGACCCCAUCACAGUGAUGUAUAAGGAGAAUGGACGCCUCACUAUAAGAUAUCUUUACGAAGAGAUGAGGGUGGCAGAGUGUGGUUGCAGGUAG
Molecule: messenger RNA, 1269 nt
Organism: Labrus bergylta (ballan wrasse)
Lineage: Eukaryota; Metazoa; Chordata; Actinopteri; Labriformes; Labridae
Gene: gdf2
Product: growth differentiation factor 2
Biological process (GO): BMP signaling pathway
Cellular component (GO): extracellular region
Molecular function (GO): cytokine activity; growth factor activity
Source: RefSeq, a predicted model, not a curated record